Molecule: messenger RNA, 1335 nt
Organism: Culicoides brevitarsis
Lineage: Eukaryota; Metazoa; Arthropoda; Insecta; Diptera; Ceratopogonidae
Product: senecionine N-oxygenase-like
Exons: 4
Coding region: 1-1326 (441 amino acids)
Molecular function (GO): flavin adenine dinucleotide binding; N,N-dimethylaniline monooxygenase activity; NADP binding
Source: RefSeq, a predicted model, not a curated record
AUGCCAUUUGUGCAACAAAAAUAUGCAACGACAACUUGUUUAGGUCUCUCCCUCGAGUUGCGCGUGUAUUUUGUGAGAAUGAGAGUCGCUAUUAUCGGUGCUGGCGUUGCAGGUCUCGUUGCUUGCAAGUAUUGCAAUGAAUUUGAUUUGGACGUUGUUGUUUACGAGCAAUGCGGUGAUGUUGGAGGCACUUGGAUUUAUUCAACGGAUAGCGGAAAGAACUCUCACACGAGUAUGUACAAGAAUUUAGUCACAAAUUCCCCCGUUGAAGUGAUGGGAUUUCACGAUUUCGAGUUUCCAAAGGGAGAAAAGUCGUAUGUGACAUGGAAGGAGGUCCUGGAUUUCAUCAAAAGCUACGAAAAGCACUUUAAAUUGACGAAAUUUAUCAAAUUUGAACAUUUUGUGACAAAAGUUAGUCCAUUGGAGGAUGAAAAUAAAUGGAAAGUUGUCGGAAAAUACGAGAAUGAAGACUUUACGGAGGAAUUUGAUGCAGUUUUUGUUUGUAACGGACAUUUUUUCGAUCCAAAUCUACCAAAAAUUAAUGGAAUUGAGAGUUUUGAGGGAAAAAUUAUUCACAGUCAUGAUUAUCGGGAUCCAGAAAUGUUCAAAGGUAAAAAGGUACUUGUCGUUGGUUCAGGUCCUUCUGGCAUCGAUAUUACAUUCGAUUUAAGUCAUUUAGCGAAGACUGUUCACAUGAGUCAUCAUUCUACGACAUUAGCAUCCGAUCUGUUCCCUCAAAAUGUUGAGCAACUACCCGAUAUUGACUUCAUUUCUGAUGGAAAAGUUCAUUUUACGAAUUCCAGAGAAGAAAAUUAUGAUGCAAUUGUCCUUUGUACAGGCUACAAAUACAAUUUUCCAUUUUUAUCUGAGGAUUCAGGAAUAAAAGUCACGAAUAAUCACGUAACGCCUCUUUACAAGCAUGUUAUUAACAUCGAGCAUCCUUCAAUGUUCUUCAUUGGUCUCACAAAUGUGACGAUUUUUAAUUCAAUUAUCGAGUUACAGGUGCAAUUUGCGAUAAAAUCCUUGCUAAAGUAUUUUCCUUUACCAACAAAAGAUGAAAUGUAUCAAGAAUUACAUGAAGAAAUGCAGAUUCGACACUCCAAGGGUAUGUUUGGCAAAAGAAUGCAUCAAUUAUGGCCUGAUUUCAUGAGAUCCUACAUUGAUGAUGUCGUGAGAAUAGCAGAUUUGAAGCCUAUUUUGCCUGUAUUGUUGGAUAUUUAUGAUGAAUCUCGAGCUUUGUCUUAUAGUGACAUCAAAAAUUAUCGAAAUUAUCGAUAUUUGGUACUUGAUGAUCGGAGUUACGUUAAAAAAUUCCUGCGAAAUUAAAGAAAAAGU